GGGUGGGGGGGUGAGGAUGGGGGAGGAACAAGUGCAAAAGGUGCAUCGUGGCUUGUGUUCCGCCCUGCUCCUGUGUGACCUCUAGCCAUAUGCUGGACUCCUCUGGGCCACAAGCUCCCAGCUGGGAAAAUCCCAAGGCUCCUCGUGUGAGGGUCAGGAGAAGCCUGAGGCUGGUGACUGGGGCCAACCAGCCUGCUGGCAGCAGCGUCCCCUACACGGCCACCCUCUUGGGGGGACAGGACAGAGAAUGCCUGGGUGGGCCCCGGCUCUCAUUGUCACUUAGGAGGUCUGUGGCCCUGGGGGGCAUCCCCACCCCUCUGAGCUGUCACAGCAAUGUGAUAGAUAGGACACCUUGCCUGGGGCUCAGCACAGUCCCUACCGCAGACUGAGUUCCACUGGGACAGCAAAUCCUGGGUCUGAGGCCCCCACAUUCUAGACAUCCCUGAGUCAGGGCACAGAAAGAGCCUCGUCUUCCCAGAGUCCUAAUGCUCAGGCUGCUGACUCCCUCGGCUGGGCCCCUCGGGGUCCCUGGCGACCUAAGAAGCAGUUAACCCCUUCACUUCUCCACCGCAGGGAAGUCUGAGGUGGUUCUAUUCAAGCUUUUCCUUGCAAAGGGUCUUAUUGGGGCCUGCAUCCAGGGCCCGGCCUAGCCCUGGGGCUCUGGAAACGUGAGCGGCAAAGGCAGGGCAGAAUGCCUGACUCUGGCAGCCGAGCCUCCUUGUGAUGGUGUCGGUGUCACCACCCCUGCUAGUGGAACCCAAUCUGCCUCCCCUUCCCCUGCUGCAGGGACGGGGACUGGAGCACGCUUCCACCUCCCUGGUCACAGGAGCACGGGAAGCAAUCAGCCCAGGAAGCCGUGGCGUUUCCUUCCUUUCUCACCAGCCCAUCCGGGCUUGUUGAGAGAACAUGGGCUUGUCCUGUGGAGACUGCAGCUUCUGGAUGUGGGAAGGAGAGCCUUGCAGGCAGGGGGCUUCCAGGCUUGGGACACCUGGGCAUUCCUGGUCCAGGAAAGGACCCAACAGACCUGCAACUCAGAAGCCAAAUGAGACCUCUCCCAGGCAGGUCCGCUCUGCGAUGGCGACUCUCAUACACCUCAUAGAAGUGAGGCAGCGGGGACAGCCGCUGCGGCAGCACUCGAGCCAGCUCCAGCCCGCAGCUCGCAGGGAGAUCCAGCUCCGUCCUGCCUGCAGCAGCCCAACCCUGCACAGCCACCAUGGAUGUCUUCAAGAAGGGCUUCUCCAUCGCCAAGGAGGGCGUGGUGGGUGCGGUGGAGAAGACCAAGCAGGGGGUGACGGAAGCAGCUGAGAAGACCAAGGAGGGGGUCAUGUAUGUGGGAACCAAGACCAAGGAGAAUGUUGUACACAGCGUGACCUCAGUGGCCGAGAAGACCAAGGAGCAGGCCAACGCCGUGAGCGAGGCUGUGGUGAGCAGCGUCAACACUGUGGCCGCCAAGACCGUGGAGGAGGCGGAGAACAUCGCGGUCACCUCCGGGGUGGUGCGCAAGGAGGACUUGAAGCCAUCUGCCCCCCAACAGGAGGGUGAGGCAGCCAAAGAGAAAGAGGAAGUGGCAGAGGAGGCCCAGAGUGGGGGAGACUAGAGGGCUACAGGCCAGUGCGGACGCCCUGAGGAGCGCUCCUCUGCCUUGGACACCAUCCCUUCCUAGCACAAGGAGUGCCCGCCUUGAGUGACCUACGGCUGCCCACGCUCCUGCCCUCGUCCCUGGCCACCCUCGGCCUGUCCACCUGUGCUGCUGCACCGACCUCACUGCCCUCCCUCGGCCCCGCCCGCCCUCUGGUCCUUCUGACCCCACAUAUGCUGCUGUGAGUUUUUUUUUUAAUGAUUCCAAAUAAAACUUGAGCCCACUCCUGC
Cercocebus atys (sooty mangabey) is the source of this 1869-nucleotide messenger RNA. RefSeq names its product synuclein, gamma (breast cancer-specific protein 1) (gene SNCG). Lineage: Eukaryota; Metazoa; Chordata; Mammalia; Primates; Cercopithecidae. The coding region runs from base 1214 to 1597 and encodes 127 amino acids. Gene Ontology annotation, biological process: synaptic vesicle endocytosis; synapse organization; chemical synaptic transmission. Gene Ontology annotation, cellular component: axon terminus; neuronal cell body; cytoplasm. Gene Ontology annotation, molecular function: cuprous ion binding. The transcript has 7 exons. The record is from RefSeq and is a predicted model, not a curated record.